AUGACGGCGCUACCCUCAAUCUUCGCCGUCGAAGACGUAUGUUACCAAACAAUCGCGAACCUGGAGCCCGAACUGUGGCAUGAAGGCGAAUGGCCUUCGCUCCGCAGAACUCUAGCCCAGACCGCCAGGGUCUGCACAAGCUUCAGGCGUCCAGCGCUUAAGACGUUAUGGAAACGCCUCCCUGAAGAUCGGCCUCUGGUCGACCUACUCUACACCCUGGGGAUCGCGACAACGGAGAAGAUUGGCGGAGCGGUGGAGGGAAAUGAUGGGACACAGAACCCAGAGUAUCGGGAGAUCCUGGUGUGGUCACAUCCCGAUGGCCCUCUUCAUAACCCCUCAUGGAAACUAUUCGGGGAAUACGCGUCGUUUGUGUGCGGAAUCACCCUCUUCCCUCUGCACGGGCCCACCUGGCUCGGACUCUGGGCUGAAAUUUGUCCCCUCAUUGGGGACACUCCCAUAUUGCCCGCCCUGUCGUCGUUAAUAUCUCCGUCUGUGCGCGAGCUCACCCUUGACAUCAAGCUCAGGGUGGAUCUCCUAUCUCUAGCCGGAAAUCCCGACUCUGAGAAUGCCACGGCCAUCGGGAGUCUGCCCAUUUCUAUCGCAGAGGAAGCCCCGAACAUCGAAAAGAUCAAGACCGUCACGUAUGGUUACUCGCGAGCACGACAUGUCACGGUCGAUGGAGUCACCGCUGGCAGUUCCGACCUGCAGAUCCUUGCCCAGCUUCUCGCCCUGGAGGGUCUCGAUAUUGCCCUCAAGAUGACGAGUAGUGUACAACUCGCCAUCACUUUCUCCUCCCUCCGCUGA
Molecule: messenger RNA, 804 nt
Organism: Dichomitus squalens LYAD-421 SS1
Lineage: Eukaryota; Fungi; Basidiomycota; Agaricomycetes; Polyporales; Polyporaceae
Exons: 4
Coding region: 1-804 (267 amino acids)
Source: RefSeq, a predicted model, not a curated record